AUGCGCUUAGCAAUUGCAGGAUCGGGCGACUUGGCCUCUUAUCUCGUCGAGGAGUUCACCGCAAAGGGCCAUGAUGUGGUGGUGUUAUCCCGCAGCCUGAAACCUCGAUUCGAAGGUCUUCCGAAGGUGACCCAAGCGGUAGUUGACUACUCCGUGGAGUCAAUUCUCAAUGCAAUUUCGGACUGCGAAGCCAUAAUCUCCACCAUUCUCGAUUAUUCAGAGGGGUUCGUGGAUGUACACCUUGCCCUGAUGGAGGCGUGCAAACAGAGCCGCGUCUGCAAGCGCUUCAUUCCCUCUGAGUUUGGUGGCAACAUUGAAACGCACCCCCAUCAGCCCGAGUUCUACUUCCAUACACGCGAGCCUGUGCGGAAAAUGCUUCGUGAGCAAUCUGAGUUGGAGUGGACAUUGGUUUCUGUGGGCUGGUUGAUUGACUACGUCGUCCCAAGCAAGAAUCGAUAUCUCAAGGAUAUCGGGCCUGCGUUUCCAAUUGACGUCGCCAAUCAAACAAUGGUCAUUCCAGGUACUGGACGCGAGCCGUUCAAUGUCACAUGUGCCCGGGAUGUAGCGAAGAGUCUUGUCGCUUUGUUGGAAAGUGCCAAGUGGGACAAAUACACCUACAUCACCGGGGAAAAGACAUGCUGGGCAGAUAUUAGCCGCGCCUUUGCCGAGAAGUAUCCUGCACUUUCCGUGUCGCAUAAAGCUGUGGCGGAGAUAGAGCAGGAGGCGAUGAGUGGAGGCGAUGACGCUAUUUUCGCUGAGUAUCAACUUUACUCUGUCACGGGGGCGGCUUGCUUCGAUGAUGCCACGGUCCAGGAUCAGAGGGAGAGAUAUUUCAAAGGAAUCUUCUUUAGAAAAGUCCAGGAUCUCCUUGAAGCCGUCGAUAAGGACGAUCAGAUCAUAGUCUGA
Messenger RNA from Penicillium expansum, 906 nucleotides. RefSeq lists its product as uncharacterized. The transcript has a single exon. The coding region runs from base 1 to 906 and encodes 301 amino acids. NCBI's taxonomy places the organism in Eukaryota, Fungi, Ascomycota, Eurotiomycetes, Eurotiales, Aspergillaceae. The record is from RefSeq and is a predicted model, not a curated record.